AACAUUAUAUAAACUCCUCAAUUGGGUAUGUGUGAAUUCAGUUGCUAAGGACACGCAUAGCGAACGGCAAAAUAUGAAGUCCACUGGGGCCAAACUGGCCAUUCUUUGCUUCGGCAUAGCAAGUCUCUUCUCCAAAAAUGGAGGCACUGCCGCUGCAAAUCCGACAGACUCUCCUUUGAGUACCACUUGUCAAAAAGUUUAUGAUACCCUAAACAUGGCUCCUUUAGAGACUGGCGUGUACUUGUUCACCAAGAAGUUCUACCCUUGGGACGCUGCUGAUCAGCUCUGCAAAAAACUUGGUCUGGAAUUGGCAUCGACUGACACAAAGAAAGAAGCAGACAUUGUUUAUUUUGAAGCAAACCGCAGAAAUGACGAAACUGUUCGAUUCUGGACGAGCGGAACUGACAAAGGUCGCAAACCUGGCGACUUCAUUUGGGCUAAUGGAAGUCCUGUGGACGAAUCCCAAUGGCUCCGGGGUGAACCAGUACAUGUAGGCGAAGAAGAAGCUUCAUGCGUCACGGUGCGAAGAAAUGGUCUGGGUGACUGUCGGUGUGCUGAUGCAAGGAAGUCUAUUUGCGAAUUGCCUCAAACUUCAGGCCCUAAAACUUGUGAAAACGUGCUUGACAAAAUGAAUAUUGCGGUUCUGGAGACAGGUGUUUACAAAUUCAACUCGGAAUCUACAACUUGGAAUGAGGCUCGUCGGUACUGCAAUGAUCUUGGUAUGCGGUUGGUCACCAUCGAUAAUCAGCAGGAAGCUGAUUUGGUUUUCCAAGAGGCAGCCCGCAGGCUUAACAAUGAGACUUACGUAUGGACGAGCGGCAUUAACAAGGAUCGCAAAAAUGGCGAGUACAUUUGGUUAACUGCUCUUGAAUUCGAUGACUUGGAGGAAAAUCCAAAGACAGUUGAUUCGUCCCUUUGGCUGCCGGGCGAGCCAAAAAACGCCAAGAAAAAGUCAGUUUCGGGCGUCGUCCUGAAGAGGGGAGGACUUGGAGACCGCAUGUGGGGCACUCAAGGAAAAUCCGUUUGCGAGCUCAUUCAAUAAUAAAAGUGAACUCAAAAUUUAAAAGCAAUUAUGUUUAAUCCGCGUUUUGUAAAAAUAAAAAUUAAAUAAAGGAUUUAUGUUCUUUAUUUAA
Messenger RNA from Neocloeon triangulifer, 1133 nucleotides. Its product is annotated as macrophage mannose receptor 1-like. Lineage: Eukaryota; Metazoa; Arthropoda; Insecta; Ephemeroptera; Baetidae. Gene Ontology annotation, biological process: biological process involved in interspecies interaction between organisms. The coding region runs from base 74 to 1042 and encodes 322 amino acids. Gene Ontology annotation, cellular component: external side of plasma membrane. The record is from RefSeq and is a predicted model, not a curated record. The transcript has 9 exons. Gene Ontology annotation, molecular function: carbohydrate binding.